Molecule: messenger RNA, 2016 nt
Organism: Dentiscutata erythropus
Lineage: Eukaryota; Fungi; Glomeromycota; Glomeromycetes; Diversisporales; Gigasporaceae
Source: the annotation of a GenBank genome assembly
AUGGAAAUAAAUUAUCAGGAAAGUAACGAAUGGCGAAAUGAAGCAACAAGUGAAAAUCACAUUUUAAAUUAUCAGGAAAGUAAUAAAUGGCGCGAUGAAACAAGUGAAAGUCACGAUUUAAAUUAUCAGGAAAGUAACGAAUGGCACAAUGAAACAAGCGAAAGUCACGAUUUAAGUAGACUUAUUUCCGGACCAACUCUAGCCUUUAUCAAUGUGAGACUAACAAACCUUACUGAAAAUAAUUUUUUUGUAACUUUUUCAGUUAUUAAUACAGAAUCACAUCCACUGGAAAUAACGUUUUUGAAUGAUAUUCAAGUAUCUUUUGAGCACACGAUAAUUGGCAAAAUGUCUAUGAGUAACAAAACGAUUAAUGUGACACCUCAAAAGAAUGUUAAAUUAGAAGUAAAAUUUAUUCCAUCGGGUGAUUUUAAUUCUUUCAGCAGAUUUUUGUUUACAAAUGAGAAACUUGAUUGGCACCUAGAAGGAAACACUUCUGUCAAGUUUAUGGCUCAGGAUCCGAUAAAAGUUAGACUAUCUAAACAUAUUGAAUUUGAUGGAAUGAAAGUUUUGGCUGUUAACAACAUUGAUGCGCCAUCAGAAUAUCCUGAUGGUGGUAUUAGUGUUAGCAUGAAUAUAACAAAUGCGUCUCAAAUCAGAAUAAAGUUAGGCAAAACAUCUUUUGACAUUAUAUAUAUGAAUCAAAUUAUUGGUAAAAUUUCUUCAACAUGUUUUUCAACUGAUCGUAACACACUUUCGUUCAGUGGAUGUUUACUACCAGCAAAUACUAAAGAGGAGAUAGAUGCGAUGACUAAUGCAUUUUACAAAUUUUUAUCUGGUGAAGAAUUACAGCUUACCUUUGAUGCAAGAGGAUCUUCAGUUUCUUGGUUAAAUAAAAUCACACUAACUAUAGUUAUUACCAAAGAAACAAAGAUUAAUUUCAACUAUGAAUUUAUUAAGAGUGCAUGGGACUUUAAGUUUGAUCCGAAUGAUCAACAUUCUCCAAAACUAUCUUUACAAUACGGGCUAAAAUAUUCUAAUCUAUUUCCACUAGGGAUUCACGGAAUUUCUGGCAAAAUUAUCUUAAUUUAUAAAGGAUCACAAUUUGCUACACUUAGUAUUCCAUAUUCAACAGCUACAGAUUCUUUAGGUAUUAUCGAAUCAAGCUUUACAACAAAACUUAAAAUAACCUCAGAAGAUUCUAAAGAUUUAUUUAAUGAAAUUGCAAAAAAAAUAUUUAUGGCAGAAGAUGUUAUUUUCACUGUAGAAGGGGUACUAAACGUAAUAUUAAAAACACCAAUUGGUGACAUUGAUAUGAAAAAAAUUCAAUUUAAUUUUGACAAAAACAUUAAGUGUAAAAUUCAACCUGGAAUAAUAAUUAACUCUAUGGAAAUUAUUGAUGCAACGAAAGAUGCUAUCGAAAUUAGAGCAUCAGCCACCAUAACUAAUCCAUCAAAUAUUAGAGUUGACCUUAGUAGUAAUGUCGAAUUUGAUCUUAUCUCUGAUCAAAAUAUUAAAGUUGCAAAUAUGAUCAUAGAAAACUUUAAAUUAAAACGUGGAAAUGAAGAUGUUAUUGUUAAGUUAAAUAAUAAUACAACUUUGAUAGAUUCAUUACGAGAAGUUUUUAAAGCUAUAAAGUUAGAAGCUUUGUUUCCAGGCAUAAAUGCGCGAUUUAUUAAUGAAAUAGAAGUUUCACUCCGUACUAAAGACUCAUUUAUGCUUCAUAACCCACUUAAAACUAAAUUAUAUAUAUUUGGUUUUAAUUCUAAAGUGUUUAAUCUGGAGAAUAAACAGAUCGCAGUUGGAAUAACAGAGCGAAGUGAUGUUGGGACUGUUGUUGAACCAGGACAAGCUAAGAGAAUUCGAAUUGAAAACACAAAUAUGGAUAUAGGAAAUGCUAUUAGAAAUAUUAAAGAUUGUGUCAAUGGUGUUAAAGAAAAUGUUGAAUGUGUUUUAAUGUUUGGCAUUGGUGAAGAUAUAAAUAAUCUCUUUAAAAUUAAUGUAAGUUUUUUAUAUUAA